This is a messenger RNA of Thalassophryne amazonica, 1885 nucleotides long. RefSeq names its product protein phosphatase 1, regulatory subunit 8b (gene ppp1r8b). Gene Ontology annotation, cellular component: nuclear speck. NCBI's taxonomy places the organism in Eukaryota, Metazoa, Chordata, Actinopteri, Batrachoidiformes, Batrachoididae. The transcript is spliced from 7 exons. Gene Ontology annotation, molecular function: protein binding; protein serine/threonine phosphatase inhibitor activity; mRNA binding. The coding region runs from base 42 to 1091 and encodes 349 amino acids. The record is from RefSeq and is a predicted model, not a curated record.
UUUACCCAGCAGGCAGUUCAGUUUUAAGACGAUGAGGCAAGAUGGCGACUAAAAUAAGCAAAGAGGGUCCUCCGCCUUUUGAUUGUCCGUCAUGGGCAGGCAAACCACCUCAGGGGCUCCAUCUUGACGUGAUGAAGGGAGACAAACUGAUAGAGAAGCUGAUCAUAGAUGAAAAGAGGUUCUACCUGUUUGGGAGGAACCCAGACUGGUGUGACUUUACCAUUGACCAUCAGUCGUGUUCACGGGUCCACGCUGCCCUUGUCUACCACAAACACCUGAAAAGGCUGUUCCUCAUAGAUCUUAACAGCACACAUGGUACUUUCCUUGGACGGAUCCGUCUGGAGCCACACAAGCCACAGCAAGUUCCCAUAGAUUCUACUUUAUCUUUCGGAGCUUCAACACGGACCUACACCAUCAGAGAGAAACCACAAACACAAAGCACCACUGGCACAGGAGAAAGUAAAACGGGAGACGAUGAAGAGCUGAAAGGACUGCUUGGGCUUCCAGAAGAGGACACUGAGUUAGAGAACUUGACAGAAUUCAACACAGCUCACAACAAGCGCAUCUCCAUGCUGACCAUUGAGGAGGGCAACCUGGAAAUCCAGAGGCCAAAAAGGAAACGACGCAACUCCAGAGUUUCCUUCAGUGAAGAAGAUGUCAUCAUCAACCCAGAGGAUAUUGAUCCCUCAGUGGGGCGCUUCAGAAACAUGGUGCAGACUGCUGUCAUCCCCAUCAAGAAACGGCGAGCAGAGGGCCAAAACACUCUGGGGUUUGAUGACGCAACUUCAAAACGCUUCCAUGGUAACACCUUGAGUGGCGGUCUCUACGGGGACCUCCCUCCCACGAGUCAUGAGAAUCAGCCGACAGGAGCCCCAGGAGGUGCUGCCAUGCAGGGGGGGCUUCCUCUUCCCUUUCCCAACCCAGCACCAGAGGUGGACCUGGCCCCAGAGGCUCCCCAGCCUCCUGUCACCUUCAACCCCACCCCCGUCACAGCCCCCUACCUCCCAGAGACCUACAACGAGCCACGCAAAAAGAAGUAUGCCAAAGAAGCUUGGCCGGGCAAGAAGCCCACCCCUUCCCUCCUUAUCUAACCAGUUUGUUAAGGCUGCUAAUGCUCAGGUUACCCACCAUUACACCAGGGGCGCUAACCCGGCAGAGAUGGAAUCAUUCACUUCUGAGACUUUUUUUGUCUCUUUUGUCAUGUAGUAGUUGUUACACCAUAAUCAUCCCACAGUAGCACAGUGUUUAUUCCCUGUGGGCCGCCGCACGAUAUCUGCUCUGUAGGAAUGCAGUCUGAAAAACAGCUGAUUGCUGUUUCCACUGAAACUCACAGAACUUUGCAGUGAGAAUUAUAGAGUGGCGGUUUGAUGAGCUUGUUUGUGUGACAGACUGCAGUUCUGUUUUUGAUGUUUUGGGUAUUUUUGUUUUUAUUAUUAUUGUAAUGUUUCACUAUUUUCACCCCUUAUCCAUUUUGAUAAUCUAUUCAGCAGAUGGCAAAAUAGUACUUUUAUAUAAACUCUUAUUGUGGGGGAGUUAGACUUUUUUUAAACUAUAAAACCUGUCUCUUAUAAUGUGAUCAAAUUAACAUUCACACGUUUAAAUUGGACACGCUGGUUGGAUAUAGCACCAUCUGUAAUGUGGCUUAAUCAUAAUGAUGAUCACAAGCUACAAGAUGAAGACUGCGACAGUGACGACACAUGCUAGUAUGAUGGAUUUUUCUUUGGAUUUGAAGCAGUUCCCUCUUUACCAUGUGACUAUUUACAGCUUUUGAGCUCUGAAUGGUUUGUUUCCCAAUUUACGUAUUUCUACAUUUGGCAGUUGGACUGAAACUAAAUUAUAAAGCAGACUUUAGUGGCUCAUAAUAAAUAAAUACCAACUUUCCUCA